Messenger RNA from Punica granatum (pomegranate), 1252 nucleotides. The record is from RefSeq and is a predicted model, not a curated record. Lineage: Eukaryota; Viridiplantae; Streptophyta; Magnoliopsida; Myrtales; Lythraceae.
CCGAAUCGGCAUCGACCCAUUUUCGACCUCUUCCGCUGUCCGGACGAUCGUCGGCAGCCACCAUGGGAGGAGGCGGGGGGACCAUUAAGGCCGCGGUAAAGGCUGCAAGUAUAAGCCCUGCAGCCAGGGGCAGACGCCUCCUCGGUUCCCUGUCGCCAUCGGCUCGCGUGGAGGGUCAGUUCCUCGGGAACCAAUCCAACACUUCUCUUCCUGCUGCAAUAGUUUCGCCGCAGAACGUUGAUGCGGUGGCCCCGGCCAUGCAGGGCCCUGCCGCCUGGGACUGGGAGAUGGACGACUGGGAAUUCGCCGGCGGCGAGGGCGAUCCAGUGCGGAGCAUGACAGAGCCUCCGCCCAGGGUUGUGUCCGUAGGCGUCCCUAGCUACGACGAGGCGGAAGCAGCGACUGCUGAACUGAAGGACGCUGUUGAGAAGUUGUACUCAUCAUCGCAUGACUCUGGUGUAGUUGGAAGUCCUCGUUCUGUGGCAUUGGAUCUGAUGCUGCUUCUGAAACAUGGAUCGGAGACAGAGUCGGUGGCUACCGGCGACUCUUCAGUCACUCCUGCAUUUCCGGGGCAUGCUGCCAGGCACUUACGUUGCUCCGUCAAAACCCGGCUGCUCAGAGGUCAUUGCAUCGAUUGCCAGUGACCCAGAUGUUUUGAAGGCUGCUCUGCGGAACAAGGCCUUUAUGCAAUACUGUCAUUCCCAGAGAACCAGAUCCACCCAGUUCUUCAAUGAGGACAGCGAUGAGGGGCCAUCCAUUGAUGAUGAUCAUCGUUCUCAAGAUUGGAAGUCCCCCAAGAAGUUCGAUCAGUUCUCUGAUGCUUCUGACCAAUUUAAACUCCUGCAUGGCCGGAUAGCGGACAUGGUACAGAACAUAAAGCUUACGGUGGUGGAUAUGGUGACCUCUGUCUCCAGCUACCUGCAAAGCAUCUUCAGUCUCUCCGAGGCGGACAAGGAAGCUGCAGGUGAUACAGGAAGUGGGUCAGGAUUCUUGGAUCGUACUCUGGGCGCUUCUUUCCUGGGACUAGCUAUGAUGGUGAUCAUGAUAGUCCUUUUGAAGCGAGCCUAGAUACAUAUACAUACUCAGAAACUUUAGAAUUUCCGACGAAUAAGAACUUUUGGGCUGUGUAUGUCUGGAAUAUAUGUAUCCCCCUGAUUCAUAAUCCUCGACCGUUUCUCCUUCGGGACUGUCUUGCUAUGCAGAUUUUCUUUUGGAUCUGUAUUAUAAUAUUGCUGGAGUUUACAUUGUUAUA